GUAAACAAGUCCAGGCGCCUGCGAACCCGGGCCGGGGGGGACGGCGCCCGCCAGGAGCGCCCCCCACUCCCAGGCCAGCCCACCCCGGCGGACCGGGCCCCGCGCGCCCAGGCGAGGUGAGGCCCGCGCCGUCAGGGCUGCGCGUCGCCCCGCGCCCCCGCCCCCGGCGCCCGCCCCCACCCCCGCGCCCCAGGUGAGCCCCGGGGUCCAGGUAAGGCUCCGCGACGCAGGUAAGAGCCCCUGGGUGUAGAGGAGGCCUCGGCGCCCGCAGGUGAGAGCCCCUCCCCUCCUAGGUGACCCUCCACCCUCACUGCGAAGCCUCCCGCCCCCUCCAGGUGGGGGACCCUCCCGCCUAUGAACCCCCUAAACCCCCAGAGAACCCCCACUGCCCUCCAGAUGAGGUUGCAAGGACCAACCAAUGCCAACCCGCCUAUGCUCCCCUGAAACUGGGAACUGACAGCCCAGCCCCUCCAAAGCCCCUUUCUCCAGCUUCAGUGCCAGGUCAGCAAGGUUGAGGCAGGAAGCAAGCGGGUGACUCACACUGGGCUCCUCCGAGCCUCAGUUUCCCCAUUGAUGCAACCUGAGGCCUCCUCACUGAGUCAAAACCAAGAGCCUCUGGUCCCUGGAGAGGCUGCUGCCUCUGGGGAAAGGAGAGAGCAGCCGAGUGUGACAGAGCGAGUCCCCACGGCUCUGGGAGUGCCUUGCAUGUGUGUGGCCCAGGUCCUGACAGCCCACCUACUCCCUCCCUGGCAGGCACUGGGAUCCCUCUGCUCCCCGUGGGCCGCUCCCCGCGUGGGGCCACUGCCCCCGGCCCCCGCCAUGGUGCGGAUUUCAAAGCCCAAGACGUUUCAGGCCUAUUUGGAUGAUUGUCACCGGAGGUAUAGCUGUGCCCACUGCCGCGCUCACCUGGCCAACCACGACGACCUCAUCUCCAAGUCCUUCCAGGGCAGUCAGGGGCGUGCCUACCUCUUCAACUCUGUGGUGAACGUGGGCUGCGGGCCAGCCGAGGAGCGGGUGCUGCUGACCGGCCUCCAUGCUGUUGCCGACAUCCACUGCGAGAACUGCAAGACCACUUUGGGCUGGAAAUAUGAACAGGCCUUUGAGAGCAGCCAGAAGUACAAAGAGGGGAAGUACAUCAUUGAACUCAACCACAUGAUCAAAGACAACGGCUGGGACUGACCCCAGCUCCCCGACGCAUGUGGCUCCAGCCCGGCCUGGCCGCCAGGGAGCGCCACCGGCUUCCCUCUGCCCGAAGGGAGCUCUGGACCCUCAGGGCCCCUGCAGAGGACGGAUCCGGCUCCUGUACAUAUAUUUUAUUGCAUGCACUGUGACCUUGGUGGGACAUCAGAAGGGGGACGACGCCCCCGCACCUCCUGCGAUCUGGCUGGCUUGGAUCUCGUUUUUAACCCCUUCCUGCCCCGCCUGCCCUAUAGAUAUGGCCUGUGUGCUGCUCCCCUGGUCCCAGUGCACCGUCUGCUCUGUGAACUUCUCCUCCCACCAGGCCCCUCUUACCCCACGCGUGUCUGUCCCCCUCGUUCUGUAGCGUUUGUACAUAAUAAAACAAUGGAGUGGAGACA
Molecule: messenger RNA, 1577 nt
Organism: Cebus imitator (Panamanian white-faced capuchin)
Lineage: Eukaryota; Metazoa; Chordata; Mammalia; Primates; Cebidae
Gene: YPEL3
Product: yippee like 3
Exons: 4
Coding region: 574-1179 (201 amino acids)
Source: RefSeq, a predicted model, not a curated record